Diabrotica virgifera virgifera (western corn rootworm) is the source of this 753-nucleotide messenger RNA. RefSeq lists its product as uncharacterized. The transcript is spliced from 3 exons. Lineage: Eukaryota; Metazoa; Arthropoda; Insecta; Coleoptera; Chrysomelidae. Bases 20 to 616 code for a protein of 198 amino acids. The record is from RefSeq and is a predicted model, not a curated record.
AGGCUUAUUUUCUUUUAAAAUGCCUUAUCACGGUUCUUGUGUAGUAAUUGAUUGUUUGCUUACAUGGAGAAACAGUGAAGUGAAAUUCUUUCGUUAUCCUAAACCCAAAAUGAGGAUAGACAAAAGAAAUAAAUGGAUUAAAGCUAUUCGGAAACAAAAUCUAUAUGGAUUGAACUGGAUUCCAAAACGUACCGAUAGAAUAUGCAGUGCACAUUUUGUUGGAAAUAUGACAUCAAAUGAUCCAUCUCAUCCCAGUUAUGUACCAACAAUAUUUCCAAAGGAUUACAAACCAAAGAUAAUUAAUCCAGAGGCUAGUUUAAACAGGUUUAAUCGAUUGAAUGAACGCAGUGCUAAAAAAGUUAUUGAAAUGAACUCUUCAAAGAUUUCUAUAGGAAUAUGGCUAGAUAAGUGUGGAUUUAUUGGAGGCAGCCCUGAUGGAUUAUGUAAAGAUGACUUUACCAUCAACACCAAGUGCCUUUACAAAUUGAGGGAGUCCAAAUCUUUGGUUAAUGAUAUGUAUUAUAAGAACUAUAUCGUAUAUGUAAAUGAAAAAAAAAAUACAAGUAGUACUGAACACAAAGUGCGGUUAUUACAAUCAAAUUCAAGGCAAAUUUAACAAAAAGGAAGGUGUGCCACUUAGUGAUCUUAAUGCCUUCAGAAUCGAUCAUGUAUGAUGUCAGUAUCGAAAAAUUCUGGGAAAACAAUAUAGAAUUAUUAAAAACAUUUUAUUUGAAUAAAUAAGUGUAUUAUAGC